Acaulospora morrowiae is the source of this 243-nucleotide messenger RNA. Lineage: Eukaryota; Fungi; Glomeromycota; Glomeromycetes; Diversisporales; Acaulosporaceae. The record is from the annotation of a GenBank genome assembly.
AUGAAUUUGAAAAUCGACAAAGAGAUGGUCGUAGUGGUAGAUGUGGUGGUAAUAGUUGUGAUUGGUAAUAUUAACUUAAUAGAGUCGGAUUUGCGACGUUUCUUUAUAUUAGUGAUUUUGACUUCGGGAGAUGGUACACGUAUUCGGGAUAAUUAUAGAGAUAAUGGCGUUAGAUAUAUUUUCCCUAUCGGCAGUUACCUCGGACUGUCUCGCCCAUCAACAAAGGAUAAAUACAUUAUGUAG